AUGGGCCUGCGAUGGCUGCUCGCCUACAUUGAAUCACAGCUUCCAGAUUUGGAGAAACGCAUUCGACUGGACACGGAAAAACAAGCUCGGGAACAGGCCUUGGAACGUGAAGCGCGACGAGAGCGAGUUCGUCUUGCUAGAGAAAGGCGCGAACGUCUGGACAUGCAGCAAGACUCCAAUGGAGUGCAAACCAGCGCAGAUGGUGUUUCAGACCGAACUUUUUCGGUCAUCUCGAGUAAACACAGUGAUCAUACCGGAAAAAUGGGAGAUGUAAGGAUGGAAGAGCCUGGAACCCCAUCAAGGCGGUUAACUGUCAUCGAUUUGGAAUCUAAA
Messenger RNA from Opisthorchis viverrini, 333 nucleotides. RefSeq lists its product as hypothetical. The annotation marks the transcript as partial. The transcript has a single exon. Lineage: Eukaryota; Metazoa; Platyhelminthes; Trematoda; Opisthorchiida; Opisthorchiidae. The record is from RefSeq and is a predicted model, not a curated record.